AUCCAAAGCUGUGUGCCGGGUAGGACUCUGUUCUUUCUGAAAAAAUUAGCUGAAAGGAAUACACCUCUGGCGGUCAGGUACCGGAAGGAAAGACACCAAAUAAAGAAAAUAUAAAAACAAAAACAAAUAAAACCACAAAAGGGAACUAAAAAGGAAAAGAAAAUGCCCGCGAAUACGGACGGUGAUGGCGGAUGGAAGACGUUUCUGUGGAAUUCUGAAAAGAAGGAGUUUUUAGGACGGACCGGCGGCAGUUGGUUUAAAAUCUUCAUCUUUUAUGUAAUCUUCUAUGGCUGCUUGGCUGGAAUUUUCAUUGGCACCAUCCAGGCGAUGCUCUUGACCCUUAACAACUACAAGCCCACAUACCAGGACAGAGUUGCACCCCCAGGCUUAUCACACACCCCACGCUCUGAAAAGUCUGAGAUCUCCUUUACUGUGGGCAGCGUCGAGACUUAUAUUAAAUACACAACAGACAUGAAAAAACUGCUGGAGCCAUAUGCAGAAAUGCAACAGACGGAUGAAAAUAACUAUGAAGACUGUGGUGAUGUUCCUGCCGCAUACAAGAACCGUGGGGACUUGGAGAGUGAGGAGAGCGUAAGAAAGGCCUGCCGCUUCAAGCUGGACUGGCUGGGAGAUUGCUCAGGCCAGGCGGACAGUAGCUUUGGUUUUAAGGAGGGCAGGCCCUGCCUUCUUGUCAAACUCAACAGGAUUGUCAAUUUCAGACCCAGGGUUUGCAAAGACAAUACAUCGCUCCCUGCGGCUGCUGGUGGUGUGGUUCCAGUAAAUUUUAUUCCUAUCUACUGCAGCACCAAGAAACCAGAAGAUGCUAACAAAAUCGGAGAGAUAAAGUACUUUGGCUUGGCCCAAGGAUUCCCACUGCAGUACUAUCCUUACUAUGGCAAGCUGCUACACCCUAAUUACCUCCAGCCUCUUGUGGGCAUCCAGUUCACCAACGUUACCCGUGAUGAGGAGCUGCGUGUUGAGUGCAAAGUAUACGGAGCUAAUAUUGAUUACAACGAAAAAGACCGUUAUCAGGGACGUUUUGACCUCAAAUUCAUGAUCAAAUCAUGACCACAGCUAUGAAAAUAGUGCUAAUAUACUCUGCCCAUUUCAAAACAUAAUAAUUUAGACAGAUGAAGUAAGAGUUCAAUUUAAAAAAAAACAAACAAAAAAACAAAAAAAAAACAAACCAACCAACCACGACUAGUCUUGAACAAACUUUCAUAACAUACGGGACCUACACUUAAUCUGUAUGCUUUACACUAGCUUUCUCUGCAUAUGUCUAGGGUUAGACUGUAAAAAUUACAGGAAGAGUAGCAAUAGCAAAAUAUUUAUUCUACUGUAAAUGAGAAUAUUCCUUGAGCCAUGGGACAUGUUCAUUCAUUACUGUAAAUUAUGAUUCCACUACUGAUGUAGCGAGCAGUGUUUCUGUCCCCGAGUAUUUCUGCCUAGUGUGGUCUCGCUCUAUAUUUUUGGAGUGUGCAGUGCAGUAGUCGCAUACAGUGGUCCUUUCCAAGCCAUGUUUCUGUUGUCUUAUGUGGGUCAGUUUAGUGGUCCAAGGUGUGUGUGUGUGCGUGCGUGUGUGCUUGUACAUGGCUGCGUGUGUUUGUAUUUGUACAAUAAAAAAAUGAAAAUAGUGGCAUGGUACGCGCUGAUAUCCCCAGGUCCGUAUGUGAGUAAAUGACUGCACUCCAUGGAAUCUUUCUUUCCUUCUCGUUUUGACUUAUUUUGUUGAUUGUGGGUAAAGUACUUUUACAUCAUUUCUCUUAUUUGAUCAUCUUGCAGUGUGGGAGUUUGGGGUUAAUGACAUUUCUGUAUAAGCCUUUUACUUUCUUUUUCUUUAAGUGUAGAACUGUAUGUGUGUAUCUAGUUUGGAGGAUCAACUCCAUUCUAGAAUGGAGGACUCUUACUCCCUAUGGUCACCGUGGCAACUCAGUGCUUUAAUUUAAAUUUUUUUUGUUUGUUUUUUUUUCCUUUUCUUUUUUUUUUUGCUGGAGACAUCACAGUGUGGUGUAACUUUCUAAUGAAUGUUUUAGCCAUUUACAUGGUGGAAGAAUUUUAUAUUUAUGCAGUUGUACAAUUUUUUUUUUUUCUGCAGGAAAAAGUGUAUUGUAUGAAUCCAGAUACCAAAGUCACUGGUCGGAGUUAGAAACUAAUCAGAUACAAUGCAGUACCCCAUGUAAUAUGAUGUUUCGUCAAAUGUUUAAAGUGCUUAAAAGUCAAUGUUGAACAUAAGAACAUCUGUCAGGAGUUGCAUCUGCUCUUGUCAUUUUAUUUAAUACAGGUAAGGCCUAAACAAAUAAAUGUACAACCAACCAGA
Neoarius graeffei (lesser salmon catfish) is the source of this 2317-nucleotide messenger RNA. RefSeq names its product ATPase Na+/K+ transporting subunit beta 1a (gene atp1b1a). The record is from RefSeq and is a predicted model, not a curated record. NCBI's taxonomy places the organism in Eukaryota, Metazoa, Chordata, Actinopteri, Siluriformes, Ariidae. Gene Ontology annotation, biological process: sodium ion export across plasma membrane; potassium ion import across plasma membrane; intracellular potassium ion homeostasis. Bases 163 to 1068 code for a protein of 301 amino acids. Gene Ontology annotation, cellular component: sodium:potassium-exchanging ATPase complex. The transcript has 6 exons. Gene Ontology annotation, molecular function: ATPase activator activity.